AUGGACCUUUCGUAUGAUGCUGUAUACAGAAUGUAUUUGAUAGGAGAGUUUGAAAUGCCAAAAAGUAAUAUUAGCCUGUGUUUAGUUGAAAAUGUGUUAAAUGAAGUAGAAAAUCCGAAGGUUAACAGAAUGUUAGAUAGGAUGACAAGAAAGCAAAACCGUAUAGGUGAGCUGAUACAAGAAAAAUUUGCCUUACAGUUACUCUAUCAGCGAAAUGCCCACCACCUACAGCGAAGCAGAGGAGAUAUAGCAAAUAUAAAUGAUAAUGCCCGGAUUGUAAAUAUAUUAGAUCGGGCUGUAAAAGGAGAAGCGCGACAAUGGUAUCAUAGAGAGUUUGAUAACAAAAACUGGGAGUUACAAAAUGUACUUGAUAAUUCAGCUAUAGGUGCUAAUAUUGGGACCAUUCGUGCUGCCAAUGCAGGGGCUAUAACAGGGGCGGCCAAUUCUUUUCCAAAUGUUCCAGCAGGCCUUGCAGGUGCGGAUAUUAUUCCAGCACGAGGUCUUUUAGAAGAUUGGUCAAUAGCAGGAGGACGACCAACUAAUGCAGUACCAGUUGCAGUAAAUGCUGGAGGUGGUAUUCCUGUUAUUCUUGCAGGAAUUCGGGCUGGACAAAGGUUAUUUCGAAUUAAAAAACAUUAUCCAACUGCCAAUAGAUAUGUAAGAAUGUUAGAAAUUGGAUCUUUAAAGCAAGGUGCACAUGAAAGUGUAGCAUCUUUCUGGGCGAAAAUUCAAAAGUAUGGAGACCAAUUAGGUUAUACUGAUGCACAGAAAAAAACCUAUUUCCUAUCAGGGGUUAGAGAAGAUAUUAGGGAGGAAGUAUAUAGGAUUGGUCAACAUAGGCCUAUUAAUGAUAUUCUUGAUAAUUUGGCAGAACUUGAAUUACGCCGAGGGGUUUUAGGUCCGCCACCAUCGUAUCUUAAUUAUACACCAACUCCUCCUAUUAAUUCUAAUAUUGCUCCUCAACAGCAAGGGAUUUCCUUGGCAGAUAUACAAAAAAUAAUUCAAGAAGCACAGGCACAGCAAAAAACCGAAAACCAAGUAUUAGUAAAGAAAAUUACUGAAUUAGAAUCUCAAAUGACACAACAACAAGCACAAGUAUCUAUCCCGCAAACUGUUGGACCGGUUAGACAGCCGAAAGGCCCACCAACUUCAUUGAAAACAGAGGAAGGCCUUAAGAAUUAUUAUGUAGCCGAAUACUUAAAAGAAGUAGGUUUACUUAAUAAGGAAGAUUUAGAUUCAGAUUAUCCUGUAAAAAAUUUUCAAAGAUCUCGUCCUCAACGAAACAAUAAUUCUGCUAGAUUUGAUAGGCUUGAGGAAGGACUUGAAGAAACUCGGAAUAGUGUAAAUCAGUUAGCUGAUCUAUUUCAGAAAAAAGCAUAUAUACAAAAAUGUGAAAUUUGUGGGGAAACUGUUCCUCCUGAUUCAGAUGGUGAGGAAAAUGAUGGGGAUGGUUAUGACAAAGUACCAGUAAAUGAAAAGUUGGCUGGUGAUAUUAAUGCAAUCUCAUCUAUAGAAUCUAGCCAGCCUGAAACAUAUGACGAGCUUUUGCCAAAGCUUUCACCAGAUAUGCGAAAAAUGUGUCGGUCUCAUACAGUUCAGAAAAAAGAAUCAGAUGAGUGGUUUUCAUCAUUACAAUACCUGAAUGCUAAAAUAGAUGAUUUAGCGAUCUCCAAUUCUUUUUUAGAUAGUGCAAGUGAGUUCGGAGGCGUAAAUGAUGCAACAAUUAAUGCCCUUGAGUGGAAAGCUGAUAAGCCAUCGGACUUUGCAAUAAAAGAAAACUCCAAACACAUUACCGAGUCAUUGGGGUGGUUUACGGAUGUACCAAUCAGUAUAAAGGAUAAGGAUGGUAAAACUGUCACAGCUACUGGAAAUUUUAUUCGUAUUGAUAAUGGAGAAUCCGAACCAAUGCUAUGUUUAGGUAUGACAUGGAUUAGGAAAGUUCAAGGUAUCCUUGACCCAAAUAAAAAUCAAUUCCGAAUGAAGUUACAUGGAAAAGCUUACAUUAUCCCAACUUUUAGCAAAGCUCCAGAAGUUGAAGAUCCGCCCAAAGAGAAGCAAGACCAAGCAUCUACCAACUCCUCUAACCCAACUAGUGAGGAGGACUUAAAAAAAA
Messenger RNA from Acaulospora colombiana, 2113 nucleotides. Lineage: Eukaryota; Fungi; Glomeromycota; Glomeromycetes; Diversisporales; Acaulosporaceae. The record is from the annotation of a GenBank genome assembly.